ACUUGUUUUUAUUUUUGUUUUUGGUGGUGCUUGUUGGCUGGAAGGUUUAAGUAAAUAAUUUAUUAGUACCUAUAUGAUUGAAUUGGUGCACAGUGUAUGUGUCGGAGUAGCGUUACCUGAAUCAUGCUGUGAAUAAAAAUUAGACAGCAAGCCGGAAUUGGCACGUCGUCUGGACCUGUGGUCGUCUUUCAGUUGACCACACUUUCCACAAACACCUGUUACAAAAAAAAAAAAAAAAAAAGGCAAUGCCCCGCAACCCUGAAGAGGAAAGCUCUGGUUAUAAGAAAGGCAACAGGAAGCGAUCACAUAAUGAAAGCUCCUCUUCAGAAUCAGAGUCCAGUUUAAGAGAUGAGAUCAAACAUCGCAGAAGCCAGGAUGGUGCAUCUGUGCAAAAGUUAGGUGGCCACAAGCACAGAGAUACAUCCACUGACAGCAGCAGCAGCACAAGCUCUUCUUCAGACUGCAAGAAGAAGAAGGGCAAGCAAAAGAAAUCCAAAGACCAUAGACAGAAACACAAAUCCAAGAAGGACCACAAAAGCAUAAGGGAGACAAAAAUGAUGCAGGUCCUGUACAGUUGUCAAAGUUUUUGAACUCUGGCAAAGGACAUGACACAAACACCAGUGACAGCGACAGUGAUGAACCCCGGAGAAGUGCCAUUUCUGGCAAGAAACUGAAGCUUAAAGUCAAGAAAUCUAAAGCCGACAGAGAGAGAGAUAAGCAACGGGCAAAACUGCUUAAGUUUCUUAACUCCACCAUGUGAUUGGUUCAUUAUCCAGGUCUUUGAGAGUAGUUCAGCCCACAGCAUGAUUAAAAUAAUGUACAGAUCUCUGCCUUUUCAUCUGUGGCUGUACUAAGUGUUUUCUUUGUUGUCAUAAAUAAAUAAACUGAUUUGAAACUGGU
This is a messenger RNA of Pomacea canaliculata, 900 nucleotides long. Its product is annotated as ADP-ribosylation factor-like protein 6-interacting protein 4. The coding region runs from base 246 to 590 and encodes 114 amino acids. The transcript has 7 exons. The record is from RefSeq and is a predicted model, not a curated record. Lineage: Eukaryota; Metazoa; Mollusca; Gastropoda; Architaenioglossa; Ampullariidae.